UUUGUUGAAACAAUUGGAAAUGUGUAAUUCAUUGGCUUAAUUUUAAUCUUAAUUACAACGCAUCCAGCUAUAGCCAUAUGAGCUAUCAUAUUCAAAGUGGACAAUUCUUUCUUUCUUGAUUUCUUCAUAGACCUUAUUGCUCACAGUUCUAUUUCGUACGUAAGAAAUUAAGAAGAAGAACCUUGUACAAUCAACAUAACACCCAACUCUUUUACUAUAUAUAUUCACAUUGUUACUCUAGACUUUUAUAGCAACUUAAAGGUUAUUAGUAUUCAAAACAGAAAGGAAAAAAAAUGAAGGUUGAAGUAACUUCAAAAGAUAUUAUCAAACCUUCUUCUCCAACCCCUGACCACCUCAGCCUCUACCAACUCUCAUUCCUUGACCAAAUAUCACCCAGAGCUUACAGUCCUUUCAUCUAUUACUACUCACUAAACGACAUCAAUAAUGACUCCAACGACAACAAUUAUAUCAUCUCUAACAUAUCCGAAAAGCUCAAGAAAUCUUUGUCCAAAACCUUAACCCUUUACUACCCACUUGCUGGAAGAUUCACUGAAGACUUUUGUGUUGACUGCCACGACGACGGAGCACCCUUCUUCGAAGCUCGGGUACUGAAGACGCAACUCUGCGACGUUCUAAACAACCCUAUCCCAGUCGAACUCAACGAUCUUCUUCCAUUUCCGCUGGACGAUUACGCAGAGUUUCCCUUUGGGGUCCAACUCAACAUCUUUGAUUGUGGUGGAAUUGCCAUUGGCGUCUGCAUUUCGCAUAGAAUUGCAGACGCUUUAUCUUGCUUAGAGUUUACAAAAAGCUGGAUGGCCAUUUCUCGUGGUGAAGAGAAUAAGGUAGUACCACCCACGUUCAUCUCUCCAUCGCUUUUCCCACCUAAGAAUAUUGGAGAUUAUGGUGCAACUUUUUCUAUCCCAAAGAAGAACACAAACGUAACAAAACUGUUUGUGUUCGAAGCUUGUAAGGUUGAGGCUCUCAGAGCCAAAUAUGAGGAAAAUUCUAGAGGAGAAAACCAUGCAAUACCCAAGUUGUGGCAGAGGCGGCUUUCUCGUGUGGAAGCCUUAUCUGCUUUCUUAUUUAGCCGUUAUGCUGUGGCUACUGGUUUAGAUGUAAAAUCAAAGUUAUGUUGUACCUAUCACCCUGUGAAUAUUCGUCCCAGGUUCGAGAAGCCAUUGCCGGAAAACUCUUUUGGCAACUACUAUCAUGGUAUGGAGACAUUAUUACCUCCGUCCAUCAUCAGUAGUAAAAAUGAGAAUUGUCACGAGCUGGCGAGGGUGAUAGGAGCUGAGAUAAGAAAGAUUGACAAAAAGUUUGUGGAAGAUCUUCAAGGGGUUGAGAAAUCAGAUGAAUACAUUGAAUCUAUGAGGAUGGGCAAUGAGGGAUUGGUGAGAGGAGAGAGAUGUGCAGUUGUGUUCAGUAGUUUGUGUAGGUUCCCUGUUUAUGAUGCUGACUUUGGAUAUGGAAAGCCUAUUUGGGUGAGCUCUGCUGAUAGGUGUUUUUGUAACAUAUUUGUGUUUAUGGACAACCAAAAGGGUGAUGAAAUAGAGGUUUAUGCUUGCUUAAGUCCUGAAGAUAUGUCCAAAUUUGAAGUUGAUAAAGAGUUCCUCUCUCUUUUGUCUGCUCAUACUAAGUGAGAAUAUUGCAUUGGAAAAUUCUAGGAUGCAUGCAACUCAUAAAGUAUGAGUGUUGAUGCUUCUUUUAUGUUUUUCACAUCAAAUAGUUAUAAUUUUAAAAGUUUGGAAUUAGUAGUUUGGAGUGUCGAAAAAUAAAGUUCAAACUAUCUGUUAUACGUUUGUACUUAGUUUGUUUUAUACGCGUGGAAUUGAUUAUUUGAAUUUAUAUUUAAUUAGAA
Molecule: messenger RNA, 1858 nt
Organism: Cannabis sativa
Lineage: Eukaryota; Viridiplantae; Streptophyta; Magnoliopsida; Rosales; Cannabaceae
Product: stemmadenine O-acetyltransferase
Exons: 1
Coding region: 294-1640 (448 amino acids)
Source: RefSeq, a predicted model, not a curated record